Messenger RNA from Coniophora puteana RWD-64-598 SS2, 879 nucleotides. RefSeq lists its product as uncharacterized. The transcript is spliced from 4 exons. The record is from RefSeq and is a predicted model, not a curated record. Bases 1 to 879 code for a protein of 292 amino acids. NCBI's taxonomy places the organism in Eukaryota, Fungi, Basidiomycota, Agaricomycetes, Boletales, Coniophoraceae.
AUGAGCUCUAACGAGAAUCAGCUAGAGACAAGUAUCUAUGUCGGCAAUGCACUAUCCGCUAUUCUAUAUGGUUACGGGGCCAUCCUUCUCCUUAUGCUGACGAUAUACGGUGUCAUGAUCCAGACCUUCGGCCAACUUCUGUGGAUAACCUACAGAGACACCUCCGGAGGUCCGCCGGUUUGGCUUGUGAAUCACAGCCAUAGCUGGUAUGGAGUUCUUGCAUCCGCUAUGACUACGAUUUCAAACACAAUGGGGGAUGGUCUUAUGGUAACGCUCGUUGACCUGACAUUCGACACGGCAUCUAACUCAUACUCAACAGCUUCGUCGCUGCUAUAUCAUACUUCAAAAAAGCAAGCGUCAUCUCAUCUUCCCCACCUUGCUAUACAGCGGGGUAUUUGGUCGGUCGUAUCCUCAAUCGUAACCACCAUUAAAGACGCCAGCCCACAAAGCAACUUCUGGGCGCUCACGUUUCUCCCUUGGGACGUAGCCUGGAUCUCAUGCACGGCAGCGUUCAACGCAACCGUGACAUUCAUGAUCUGCUAUCGUAUUAUGGCCACUAACUGGGCCACUCGCGACAUCUUACCGGCAAAAGUUCUGCGAACACACACAGGAUUGAUCUCUAUGAUGGUCGAAGGGACGAUCCCUUUCACACUUCUCGGAAUCGCCUAUGCAAUUUCGGAAGCGACUGAAAAUGUCUCACAAAUAUGCCUUUCUCGCGUGUGGAUGUUGUUCUGUGUUCUGUCACAGCAGUUUAUUAUUCUCCGCAUUGCGAUGGGCAUGGCGUGGUCGGAGGACACUGUGAAUCAAGUAGCCCUAAACAUGUCCCUGGAAGGUGGGGAAGAGGAAUCCCGCGUGAUGAGCGAGAAGCAGAGUGCAUAA